This is a messenger RNA of Menidia menidia (Atlantic silverside), 6452 nucleotides long. Lineage: Eukaryota; Metazoa; Chordata; Actinopteri; Atheriniformes; Atherinopsidae. The record is from the annotation of a GenBank genome assembly.
UUGUGUUUUUUCUCUCUCCUUUCUGGUGCAGGAGAAGCUAAAAACAUCCCUCCAUACCCAGGGCCAAACAGGAUGAGGGACUGUUACUGCACUGUCAACCUGGACCAAGAAGAGGUUUUCAGGACCAAGAUUGUGGAGAAGUCCCUUUGCCCCUUUUACGGGGAGGACUUCUACUGCGAGAUACCACGCAGCUUCAGGCACCUCUCCUUCUACAUCUUUGACAGGGAUGUUUUCAGGAGGGACUCGAGUAUCGGGAAGGUCGCGGUGAAGAAAGAGGACCUGCAGAAAUACCACGGGAAAGACACCUGGUUCCCGCUGCAACCUGUCAGCGCUGACUCAGAGGUGCAGGGAAAAGUGCACCUGGAGCUGCGUCUGAGUGAAGUCAUCACUGAUAGUGGAGUCAUCCACCACAAACUGGCCACACGAGUGUUGGAGUGCCAAGGACUUCCAAUUGUAAAUGGCCAGUGUGAUCCUUACGCUGCUGUUUCCUUACUAGGUCCUUCAAGGUCAGAGGCCAAAAAGACCAAGGUGAAAAGGAAAACAAACAAUCCCCAGUUUGAGGAGGUUUUCUAUUUUGAGGUUACACGGCCUCUGAGCUACACGAAGCGGCAGUUUGACGUUGAAGAGGAGGAUGUGGAUAAGCUGGCUCUUAGGGUGGAUCUGUGGAACGCCAGCAAUCUGAAGUUUGGGGACGAGUUCCUGGGAGGCGUGCGUGUUCCUCUGCGGGUCCUCAGUCAAGCCGGAGUGCACGAUGCCUGGUACUUUCUUCAGCCCCGGGAGAAUGGCGGGAAGUCCGUGAAGGACGAAGAGCUUGGCUCUCUACGUCUGAACAUCGUCUAUACCGAGGACCACGUCUUCCCCUCUGAACACUACACUCCCCUCAGAGAUCUGCUGCUGCACUCUGCCAAUGUGGAGCCCGUGUCGGCGUCUGCAGCUCAUAUUUUAGGGGAGGUGUGUAGAGAGAAACAGGAAGCCGCCAUUCCACUCGUGCGUCUCUUUCUUCAUUAUGGCAAAAUAGUGCCUUUCAUCAGUGCUAUCGCCCACGCUGAAGUCAACCGCACGCAGGAUCCAAACACCAUUUUCCGUGGAAACUCGCUGACCUCAAAGUGCAUUGAUGAGACCAUGAAGCUGGCAGGGAUGCACUAUCUUCAAGUCACACUUAAGCCAAUCAUAGAUGAGAUCUGCACUGAGCACAAAUCCUGCGAAAUCGACCCGGUCAAGCUCAAAGAGUCGGAAAAUUUGGAGACAAACCGGGAGAACCUGCGUCACUAUGUUGACCGCAUCUUCAACGUUAUCACCACCUCUGGCGUCCGCUGUCCCACCGUCAUGUGCGACAUCUUCUUCUCUCUGAGAGAGUCCGCUGCCACUCGUUUCCAAGUUGACCAAGAUGUUCGAUACACAGCCGUGAGCAGCUUCAUCUUCCUGCGUUUCUUCGCUCCAGCAAUCCUCUCCCCAAAUCUGUUCCACCUGCGGCCCCACCAUCCAGAUCCACUCACCUCCCGAACCCUCACCCUCAUCUCCAAGACCAUCCAGACGCUGGGCAGCCUCGCCAAAUCUAAAUCUGCCAAUUUCAAAGAGUCAUACAUGGCUGCAUUUUACGACUAUUUCAACGAGCAGAAAUAUGCAGAUGCUGUGAAGAAUUUUCUGGACCUGAUCUCCACCUCCGGCAAAUGGGAUCAGAAGAGCAUUGAAACACCCAUCAUGCUUAAAGAAGGGUUCAUGAUAAAGAGGGCGCAAGGGAGGAAUCGCUUUGGAAUUAAGAACUUCAAAAAGAGGUGGUUCCGCCUCACCAACCACGAGUUCACCUACCACAAAACCAAAGGCGAGGGUGCUCUCUGCAGCAUUCCCAUAGAGAACAUCCUGGCUGUGGAGAGGCUGGAAGAGGAGUCUUUCAAGAUGAAAAAUAUGUUCCAGGUCAUUCAGCCGGAGAGAGCGCUCUACAUCCAGGCCAACAACUGCGUGGAGGCCCGCGAUUGGAUCGACAUCCUGACCAAAGUCAGCCAGUGCAACCGCAAACGCCUGAGCACCUACCAUCCCUCAGCCUACCUCAAUGGCCACUGGCUCUGCUGUAAACUCUCAGCAGAUACAGCUCCGGGCUGUACGCCCUGCACAGGUGGUCUGCCAGCAAACAUCCAGCUGGACGUAGAUGGAGACAGAGAAACCGAAAGAAUUUACUCCCUGUACAGCACAUACAUGACCAAACUCGUCAAGAUGCAAGAGGCCUGUGGCAGUAAGUCGGUGUACGAUGGACCUGAGCAGGAGGAGUACUCCAGCUUUGUUAUCGACGACCCUCAGGAGACCUACAAAACCCUGAAGCUGAUCGUUUCGGCCGUGCAGACCUUGGAGCAGCAGCACACCAAGUACAAACGGGACAAGUUCAAGAAGACAAAGAUAGGCAGCCAGGAGCAUCCCAUCGGAGACAAGAGUUUUCACUGCUACAUCCGCCAGUAGUUUGAGAGCUCCAACCACUCAAUCCAGCAGUGAUCCUGUAUACUGUUUUGUAUACCCUUUUGCCCACAACCAGCAUACUUUUCGGCGGGGAAAAAAAGUACCCCAGUACAGCUCCAUGCCUGGUGUUGAGUUUGAAAUCUUUAUCUUUUUUUUUUCUGAACAAGGUAAAAUGAAAACCAGGUGUAUCCAUGCCAAAUAUUUUUUUUAACAGAAUCUACAGUUCUGUAGGCAAAGAUGCUUGUUUGGCAGCAAGUGUCUCCCGAUUAACUGAUUUGUUCACCCUGAGGAAAAUAACUGUUUUAAGACAGUGAAAGAGCUGCGCUGAGCAGAUGGACUUUUUCUUUCAGUGUCUCAGUGUGCAUCCCUCCACAUUUGGAGAAACAGGCCUAAAGACAGUGGGAAAAGAGAAGGAAUUGGUGUGGAGAGAAGGAGGGAUCAGCAUCGGAAGAGAAAUACACCAUGGACCCAGCUCUCUCUGAGGCUCGCUUCUGUGAUGCAAUGAGAGAACAAACAUUUUCACUGGACAAUUCUGACAGUGACCAACACGCACUUUAAUUGCCUCCAGAUCUAUGGAUGAACAAGCUUCGCAGCACACUUUCAAAAAGCUUAUUUUUGUCUUUUUGACUCGUGUUUUGUUGUUGAAAUGAUCCGUUGUAUUUCAAGUUUGACAGACCAAACUUUAGAAAGAAGGAAGGAGUGUCGUUUUUUUCCCCUGUUUGGGUGGUUUUGUUCCCAUGCACUUGUUUUUUUUUUAUUAUUCUGCUAUGCUCCACAGCCUCCUCAGGAAGGCCGUGCGCAGUCAGGGGACACAAGAAGGGAUUGCUGGGACCAAGCACAUCCUAGAGCAGAUUGAUCUUAGCAGUGUUGAACCACUCACAAUUAUAGCACCCUUUUUCAUCACGUCCAAAGCCGUCCCCCAUUGAGGUCAGAGGCUUUGCUCCUGUGUGACCGAUAUCCUGGUUACAGGGAGAGAGAAUGCUGUUUUCUUUUACCUGCCCUACACAGAGUCUUUGCAUGCUGAUAAAAGCUUGGCUGAGUUUAUGGACGUCAAGAUGAGGCCACUCACAUCCUUCGUCAAAGGGGAGUGAGGAGCUUAACCUGUGAAAAUGCGCCUGCAAUCUAUGUUUUUAUUUACAAAGAAUCUGUUUUAUUCUUAUUCACAAAAAGAGUUUCAGGCAUUUCAACCAAAAAUAAAUUAGUUGGGAAAGUAAGUUAUUGGAUUGGUGCAACCAGUUAAGAGUGGUGUAGAGGGCCUCUAACCCAAUGACAGCUAGAAGUCACAGCCACCAGCUAAACACUGACUUGGAAUGAGCGGGUAUGGAAAAUAGAGGGAUGGGUAGACAACCAGUUGUAUACAUGCAGGGAACAUAACAACAUGGCCAACACAAACUGGUACAUUCUAAGCCCCCUGUAAAACAAAUAUGCCACUAAGCUGGAGUGGUGUCAGACCGGAAUGCAUCGCUAAACAUUUGGUUUAGUGUUUCCCAUUUAGAAAGAGAAGUGUGACAGGAUCCAGGUUCUUUGUUCAUCAGAUAAACCUCUGCAAUCCAAGACAAUGUGAUCACUCUGCCACAUGCUCCACUGCAAGCUGACGAUAUUCCAUUCUAUCUUGAGCAUCCAUCUCUAUUUACUCUACUCGUAUGAACAAUGCAGAAUAGUGAAAGAGCACCCAGAUAAAUUGCAGUUCACUGCAUGAGGCUUUUUAGCAGAAAAGCUGAAAAGUUAUAUUAAACCAUUCAGUUAUUCCCACAAACUGAAGAGCCCCCAAAGGUCUGGAAUUCUCCGUUACUACCCAUGACUGCAGACAUUGACUUCUGUAGAAGUGGCUUUCACUUUACUGUGUUUGUUCUAUCUUCAUAUGUCUGGAAAACCUGCUGUUUUUGGGGCAGAAAUGGAUGAGCUUGGAUGGAUAACUUGGAUGCGUCUCCCCUUCCUUUCUGCUGUGCUUCAGCUCUGCGUCAAAGCUCGGCCUCGUAAAGGAGGCUUUCGUGCAUGCCUUUGACGGACCUGUGUCCACGGUAACCAAUGAAGUGACAGUGACUGACACAAACGGGGAACUCCUGACACAACAGAUUUUUGUCGGUUUGCAUGCGGAGCCCUCCCUGGAGGCAGAUUGUGAGGUGCUAUCUAUCAUAUCCAUAAUUAGGUUGAUGUCACUCUGUCAAAGUGGCUAAUGCUAAACUAUUUCUUCUCCUGUCACAAACCACAGAGAUAUUUUAGCACAGCUUUUGAAUAAGGAUGUUUCUUUAACCGAGUACUAACAUUUUAACCAGUUUCAUCUCAAGUUGUAAUCAUUAACUGAAUCGUGUGUGUGUGACUGAUUGUGUUGCCCGGCUCGCGUGGUUCUUCUGUUCUGCGGGGUUUAUCUUUGGGAAAGGCACCCCCAUCCCCUGUCCUUCUCUUCUAUUUUUAAACCUAUUGUUAUGCAUUCCUCUGAGAAGCCCUCUGCUGUGAAUCUAACCAGACGGCAACUCGGAAUCUGCUGAAGGUACAGGAUUUUUUUGUUGUUAGCCAGUUGGGCUGCAGACGUAAGCGCUCACUCUUGCCAAACCAGUGCAUGUGAAGUAUUGUGGUAGUCAUGGCCAAAGCGGCCUCCACUUUAAACCAGAGGCAAAUUGAGUAUUUUCCAAAACAAACCACACGUGUGUGCGCUGCAUCACGGGUGUUACCAUGGUUACAGAUUCCCAACCAGUGCCAGUCAUCCCUUUUUUGCAGUUUAUGUUUAAAAGAAAUAAACAAAAAACUGUCAUUUAAAAAAAAAAAAACUUUUUAUAUAUAUAUAUAUCUCAGCUUUUAACUGUUAAAAACAGUUGGGAAGUUAUUCCAGUUACGUGUUUCUUUUUUGAAUAUGUUGAACUUUAAGGAAACGAUUUGACUAUUUUCUAUCUUUUCCUCAUCAAACGCAAACCUUGAAGUGAAUAACUGAACUGUUUGUGUGUUUUAUGCAUGUGUUAGUGUGAACGUGACUGACUGACAUAAUGGGAUUUAUUGCACAUUAAUUGAACCUUGUGUUAUAAGGGCCCCGACUAUUGAAGAAAGAGUGUCACUUUGUUAAAACAACCACUGCCUGUACUUAUUCUAAAGACACUGUUACUCCACUCUGCCCUGUUGUUGUGUAUCAUCCUCGUCCCCUUGUAUAGAACCUCUGUUUAUUCUCAAGAAACUUUUUGCCAAUUUUUUUUUGCCCAACCAUAUUAUGUAAAGUAACAAGACUGAUGAAAUAUUAAGAGAGCAGUCUUUCUUUAACUUCUAAACUCUGGUGAGCGUUUGUUUCCAUCAGUAACUAACUCUCCUCAGGUGUAUGAAACUUAUAUUUCUAAUGAUUUUUCCAGAAAAAAAAACUUCCCAGAAACAUCAGCUGAGUUUUUGGAGCGAUGGCAGUUACAGUAACAGCACCUCCCUCAUCCCGAAACCUGCCGAAGGGGAACGAAUUAUGCAAUAAAGACGAUAUGCAAUAAUAUCUCAAUUCAACACUUCACAUCUGCUGUCCUUUUGCAGUAAAAUGCCUCUUCAGAUAGACACAUAUUAUAAAGGGAGAACAGUGUAUUUUGUACAAAUAUUUUAAAAGUAUUAAAGUGUGUUAAAUGUGUACAUAAAGAAGCCGAAUGAGUGGUGAAAAUGUGAUGUGUUUGUUUUUUUUCCUGAAUAACUACAUGAAACCAUUAUUAAUGCAAAUGUGGUGUCUGUGUCAUUUGUUAUUCAAACUCCUAUCAACACCUUUCCCUUUUCGUGGAAGAUGAUCCUCAGAAAAAAGCAUUCGGAUGUUUUCUAUUUGUUUUAUCUGUGGUGCUGCAUUUGAUAGAACGCUGGGGUCAGGAUUCUGCCUUUUGUGAUUUAAUAAAUUCAGAUCUGUUGAUGUGGCAUGCCGUGGUACGUUUAGCUUUGUCAAUCCCUCUGAAAUACUCAGAAUGAACUGAAUUGAUUGAUGAACUUUCCAGGGUGGACCCAGCUUCUCCAAUGGCAGCUGGGGUAGCCUCUAGGCCCCCCGCGGCCCUACUGGG